AUGGCUUGUAUGUACAAAAUACAACAGAGCGAAAUAUAUUCCGUCAAAUGGUUUCGUGGUACGCAGGAGUUCUACAGAUAUUCGCCACUAGAAUCACCGACUACCAGGGUCAUGCCAGUCAAUGGCAUUAAAGUUGAUAGGUUAAACUCAAACGAAACACACGUAGUUCUGAUGCGGGUGACGCCGAGUCUCAGCGGCAACUACAGCUGUGAAAUUAUACAAAACGCCCAUACUUUCCCACACUACACAGCGACAGCCAGACUUGAUGUCGUUGGUAUUGGUGGUCUCCGAGCAAUCGACCUGAGGAUAUCGCCACCAGUUGUACAACGAGGGUCAGAUGUGACCUUAGCCUGCUUAUACGAGCUGACGGAUGCACCAUUGUACUCUGUUAAGUGGUACAGAGGGCGACACGAGUUCUACAGAUAUUCGCCAACAGAAACGCCCGCUACGAAGAUAUUUCCGUUUGCAGGGAUUAACGUCGACCUGGCCAGAUCAAAUCAAAGUCAGGUCGUCCUAACGCGUGUCAGCUUCGGCCUCUCCGGUAACUUCAGUUGCGAGGUCACGGCUGACGCACCAUCCUUUGCGACGUCCAUCGUGUCUAACACUAUGGAUGUUGUUGUUCUACCUCCAUCGUCUCCAACGAUCCACACAAGUCAACACUAUUACAUGCCGGGCGAUGUACUGAGAGGGAAUUGCACGUCUGGACCCAGUCGCCCCCCUUCAGAGCUUACAUUCUACAUUAACGAUAUAUCUGUGACACCAGGAAUGUACCAGGUACAGCCAGCUCCAGAAGGUUUGUUCCGAUCGGAGCUCUACGUUCAGAUCCAGCUGUGGCCGGCUCAUUAUGAAAGAGGAGCGCCGAUCCUCAGAUGCGAGGCCAAAGUGGGGGACCUAUAUCGAGACAACUCGGCCGUUGCUUUGUAUUCAGCGAAUAGCGAUCCCAAAAUAGAAAGAGUGACGUCGCCUGGAUCUGGAGCCAAACUGCACGCAUGCCAAAUCCUUCUACUGCUCCACAUUAUCGUGUGGGCUAACAAUACAUAGGCGUAAUGAUCAUACGUGUACUAAAGUGCUAUUUCAUUCCAGUAAAGUAAAACGGCGAAAAAAAGUAGUUGAAUUAACAACUGACCAAUCAAGUACGACUGUAUUAUAUGACCUUGAAUAGUGAGCUCUGAUUGGUUGUUUCAAAUAGCGUUUUUUUCUGUUUCUUUAAUGCCAUGGAUUAGCACUUGUUAUAAAUAUAAAUAAAUAUGGAAUAGAUGUAUUCAAUUCUGGUCAAGAGAUGAGGGAAAUUAAUAUUAGAUAAUUGUACCUAAAUGAGCUAAUAAUUAUACCAAAGAAUGUAAAGACUAAGAAUAUUGUUGAUUUAAUACAAAUUAUAUGUCGGA
Messenger RNA from Melitaea cinxia (Glanville fritillary), 1385 nucleotides. RefSeq lists its product as uncharacterized. The transcript is spliced from 7 exons. Bases 1 to 1041 code for a protein of 346 amino acids. Lineage: Eukaryota; Metazoa; Arthropoda; Insecta; Lepidoptera; Nymphalidae. The record is from RefSeq and is a predicted model, not a curated record.